Messenger RNA from Fusarium graminearum PH-1, 612 nucleotides. RefSeq lists its product as uncharacterized. The record is from RefSeq and is a predicted model, not a curated record. The transcript is spliced from 2 exons. The coding region runs from base 1 to 612 and encodes 203 amino acids. Lineage: Eukaryota; Fungi; Ascomycota; Sordariomycetes; Hypocreales; Nectriaceae.
AUGGUCGACACUGUUUACAAAGGGAAGGCCAUUAAACCCGGUACACGAAAAGUGAGCUGCAAUUGCCCAAAGAUCGAACGAGAAUACGAUGGCUUCCAGUCUCCCCAAAUGAAGGCGUUGCCGUCUAUACUCGGCCCAGCACUCAACCAAGAAUUCUUCCGUAUCUUUUUUCGCAAGAAGACUGUUCGUUUCCGCUGCUGCUGCGAGCUGUUGCAUCACCUCGACAAUAACCCGCUGCUCGUACAUAAUGUUCGCGACAUCAAAGUUCACUGGUGUGGACCAACGUCAGCGACGGCCUUCAAAAAGCUGGUCGAAUGCGACAGGCUCGAGUCCCUGACAAUCAGCAUUUCCAAAUCUACUCUGGCGUACCUCAGCCCAAGAACAGACUUGAUGAAGACGUUCUUCCCCCUCACAUACCGCCAUGUCAGAAUAACGGACAUCCUUGGAUUGGAUGAGCUGUUGGCCGUACGAGGUCUCAAAGAGGUGGCGGUUAUCCACGCUCAGUCCAAGAGCACGAACCUAACCGUGGAAACGGACAGAGCCAAUCUUUCAGAGCUACUGACUCAUCAACUCAAAAAAGACAAGGGUUACGAUCCUCUCGACGAUUUCUAG